GCAAAACCUUCGAUGUUUGCUGAUGAUACUAAUAUCUCCGCAUCUGCGGAAUCCGUAGAUGAAUUGGAGGGAAAAUUGAACACCGAUCUUAGUAAUAUCUAUCAAUGGCUAGUGGCAAACAAAUUAACACUUAACUUUUGUAAAACAGAAUAUAUGAUUAUUGGCUCUCAAAAUAAUCUAAGUAAGAUUAAUGUGGAUCCGACAAUUAAAAUUGGCGGCGAAUCAAUUAAUAGAGUUAAAACAACAAAAAGUCUUGGCGUGGUCAUUGACGAUAAGUUGAAAUGGGCGGACCACAUUGACAGCAUCAGCAAAAAAGUUUCAAGCGGAAUAGGAGCGAUAAAAUUGGGCAGCCAUAUUUUGACUAUUGCUUUCUAG
This is a messenger RNA of Paramuricea clavata, 375 nucleotides long. NCBI's taxonomy places the organism in Eukaryota, Metazoa, Cnidaria, Anthozoa, Malacalcyonacea, Plexauridae. The record is from the annotation of a GenBank genome assembly.